CUUUUACCAAAAAAUUAGACUGUAGAAUGCCAUGACUUCAGCUCUUAGUUUACAUUUCUUGUCCAGAGAUUCCAGACGUCACUUUUCUGAUUUCCCAAGAAAAGCCAAAAAUGUUCGCAACUAUUUUAAACGUUUUAAAGAACUCUACUGGAUAUGUCAACUUCAUCGACAUUUGCGACACCCUGGAGCGAACCCACCCCCAAGUCAUCCCCCGAACAAACGACUGGCAAAGAACCGUCAGGGAAUCGCUGCUUCAAGCUCACAGGCAAGGGCUGAUCUUCAAAUCGGACGAUCGUUACAAAUUCGCAGUUGAUCUGUCCAAAUCGGAAGAUGCCCGCUUUGCCACCAGAAUCGAAGCCGUCAAAAAGGAGCGUCUCGCUGCGAAGCAAAGCACUUCUGGAGCGGCAAAUCCCGCUCAGGAAAUUGCUGGACCGUCCGGAUAUUCCUAUCGUAUGGUUCCGGGGGUAGCUAGUCAACCUGUUGAUGUUCGUCGGGCCAACGGUGCGCUUUCUAUCCGGGAUGAGCAGCAAAGUCGUCGUCGUUCCAGGGGUAAAUCUUCCGGAAGGGGACGUUCUCGAUCGCGGUCCUCAACGAGAGGACGGACUUCGCAUAAAUUUUAGUUAUUUUUUAAAUUGUCUGUUUUUGCUUUUAUUUUGAAUAAAUUAUUGU
Molecule: messenger RNA, 669 nt
Organism: Culex pipiens pallens (northern house mosquito)
Lineage: Eukaryota; Metazoa; Arthropoda; Insecta; Diptera; Culicidae
Exons: 2
Coding region: 111-620 (169 amino acids)
Source: RefSeq, a predicted model, not a curated record